Messenger RNA from Blepharisma stoltei, 2364 nucleotides. Lineage: Eukaryota; Ciliophora; Heterotrichea; Heterotrichida; Blepharismidae. The record is from the annotation of a GenBank genome assembly.
AUGCCAGGCCAAGAUGUGAUAAUGCCACCUGAUGAUAUAUUAAAGCUUAUUGAAAAAACUGCAGAGUUUGUUGCAGCCAAUGGUAGUGCCGUCGAAAUGAAGGUCUGAGAAGCCCAAAAAACAAACCCAAAAUUCAGUUUCCUCAGACCUGGAGAUCCAUUCAGGAAAUUUUACGAACAAAAAAUUUACGAAUAUGCAGAAAAAUUAGAGCAAGAUGAGGAAUUCGAAGAAAUUGAAGAGCAGUUUGAAGAAGCCCCGACAACUGAAAUCAAAGCUCCUGAAGUUAACCCAUUUUAUGUCAAGCAUCCAACAAUAGCCAAAGUUGAUAUGGACAUCAUUAAACUAGCAGCACAAUUUGUAGCUCGAAAUGGGAGAAAUUUCUGGAUGGGCUUAACAGAAAGGGAGAGUAAAAAUCCUCACUCCCCUCCUCUUUGGGGGAGCAAAAAAAGCAUGCUCACUUACUUACUCCCCUAUAUGAAAGAACAAAAUCAUUGGAAAAAUCCUUGCUUUUGCACAAAAAUCCCAUCCUCAGUGAGCGAAACAAAAAUUUUGAUAUAUAAGUGAUAAUUAGUAUAAUGAAAUCUCUAGCUAAUUCUGUUUAUUUUUAAACAGCUUGUAUUUAAAAAAUAUAAAUUUUACAAAUUACAUUAAUAUUGCUUUCCAACCUUUGCUGACUGGGAUUUUUUAAAAAAAUUUUCUAUUAAAAUUCAAAUCUAAAUCUUUUAAAAAAAAAUUAGCCCCCUUUAUAAGAGAACAAAUUUUUUCGUUUACUCACGGGGGGCAUUUAGGGUUUUUAUAUUUAUAUAAUAAAGUUAUAAAAAUCUUGAUUAGCAAAAAUUGAAAAUAAAAAAUUAAUUUGAUUCAUAAAAAUUAUUUUUAAAACACAAAUUGUUUAAAAUUCAAUUGAAUUAGAGAGAGACUUUAUUUUUUAUAAAAUUGCUUAUUCACAAAAGAUUUUUGCUUACUUGGUAUUUGUCUAAAAAAGGGAUUUUUCAACAUUUUUGCUCGCUUAUGAGGGGGAUUCAAUUUGAUUUCCUAAAGCCGAACCAUGCGCUCUUCAAUUACUUUACUUCUUUAAUUGAAGCCUAUUCCAGAUGCAUACUACCAAGGCUUGACGAUAUAAAAUCCUUACAAAAGAACGUUGCAGACAGAGGAUCAAUUCUUCAAAGAUGCAUGGACAGAUUCCAAUUUGAAAGAAACCAGAUAAAAAGUCAAAAAUCCAAGGAGGAAAUGGAAGAAGAGGAACGCCAGCAAAUGGCAAUGAUUGACUGGCAUGAUUUUGUAGUAGUAGAAACAAUAGAACUAAGAGAAGAAGAAGAGCUCCCAGCACCAAUAGACCUAAAUAUUGUCCACACUUUGGGUUCAAGGCCUUUUAUGCAAGAUAUUGAACAAAAUGUUAGAAAACAAAUCACAGAAUCACUAGAAGAAUCUGCCAAAAGAGCUAAAGAAGCACUAGGGGCAGGGAGAGAAAGGGCGAAAAAAUCUGAAAUUGAUACUGGAGCAGCCACUGAUAUAUCGAAUUACACGCAGAAAUGCGAAAAAUGCGGAGAAAUGAUUCCAAUUGAUUUGUAUGAUGAGCAUAUUAAGCUGGAGCUGCUUGAUCCCAAAUACAAAAAAGAAAGAGAAGCUGCAAGGAUUAAAGAAAAAGACCAUGUUUUUGCUGCAAAUUCAGAAAUAUAUCAGAAUCUUAAAAACAUGAUGAAGAAUAGAGCUGAAGCGAUGGGAGAUUUUGAAGAAAAUAAAGAAGAGCCAGGAGAAAUAAGCGCUGCAAAGCAGCGCAAUGAGCUGACUGCUAUGAGUUCAGCUAAUAUUUCACAGUUAAUUCAAGAACUUAAAAAAUCACAGCCUGCAAUGCCUGCAGCUAAAGAAGUUCCAAAGUUUGUGCCCCCGCCACCUCCACCUCCAAGUGGUCAGAUGAUAAAUCCACUAGAAGGCUAUGUACCUCCUCCUUCAAUGGUGCAGCCUCUUGCAGGUCCAAGCUAUCAGGCUGCUGCUGUAAUGGAACGAACUCCUUAUAGACUCCACGAAGAAACUCGAAGCAGCCUAGUUCCAGAGCAGCAAUGGGCAAAAAUGCAUCCAGGGACUUCUUCAAUACACAUAAGAGUCCCUGACGACGGUGGAGACAACCAAUGGGGCUUUAAAGGCCAGAUAAUCCAGCUUAGCGUUGAUUUGUUGCAGUCAAUCCAAAGCAUCAAACAAAUGCUAUCAGGGAUUCUUGGAGGCAUGCCUCCUCAAAAAAUGAAAUUUAAAACUCAUGUGCACAGCGUAUUAAAAGAUCAAGACACCUUAGCUAAAUACAACAUUUCAAACGGCGCUAUGAUUGAAUUAGCAUUAAAAGAAAGAGGAGGUCGUAAAAGAGGUUAA